UUAUAUCUAGCGACUAAAUUUAUACGCGCGGUGCGUUGUGUUUUGAUAAUCGAGACUUAACAGGAAACCUCAGACGAACGUUAACAAGUUUUUAAGGUGUAAAAUGGAUAACGAGGAUAUUUUAGUGGAUGACGGCGACCCUGACCUUGAGACUAGAAGAAAACUUAUAGAAUUAUAUAAAGUUAUAGUUAAUCAACCAAAUAAUCAACUAGAGAUUCUAUAUAAACACAGAGAUAUACUUGAUAUACCUAUAACAGUUGAAUGUAAAUUGGACUGUAUGUGUAUACCCCUAUUUGAAAUGCAUCCGGGUCACAACCAUGAUAUUGAGUCAGACCACUACAAAAUGGUGUAUUCCUGGAUGGAAACAGGUCUCUGCAGAUGUCAUUCCAAUGGUCAACAUUUCGAAAAGAAGAAAUGUCAGAAAAAAUUAAUUCAUGUCGCUGCAGUGGUACGAAACAUUCCAGUUGUAGAGUAUUGGGUACAUUGUGGUCUGUCUUUAGAUGAAGAAACCACAUGGUCUUAUUACACGCCUUUAUUUUUAUCUGUGGUGAUCAAUAGUACAGAAGUUCUAAAAUAUGUGAUACAAAAUGGCGCCGAUGUUAACGUCGACUCACGGUCUGAAAGUUACACGCCAUUAAUGGAAGCCAUAGUAACGAGAAAGAAAGAAAUCGUCCAGAUAUUGUUGGAUAAUCCCAAACUUGACGUUAACCUUGUCAAUUGUCGAAACGAAACGGCUCUCACUAUGGUUGUAAAAAUGAGACAAAAAGAAUUUCUUCCCUUGCUAAUAGCUCGUGGAGCUGAUCCUAACCACGUGGACUGUACAGGUUUCACCCCACUGAUUCACGCUGUACUGGAAGAAGAUGACGAAUUGUUAAAACAGUUGCUAGAACAUGGUGCUGAUAUUAAUAAAACUGACAAAAGAACUAGAGGUAAAUCACCGUUACACAUUGCUGUCCUUAAUGAAUUUUCUUGUAUUGUGAAAGUGUUGCUGGAAAACGGUGCUAACCCUAAUGUAGUCGCAUCGGAUGGUUAUAGUCCGUUACUAAUAGCAACAGACAGCGGAUCAGAUGACAUGCGCGAUGUAAUAAAGCUGCUGCUAGAAAAUGAUGCUGAUGUCAACCAUACUAAUGAACAGGGCUAUGCAGCCAUACAUAACGCUGCAUGGAAUGGAUUUCUACCGUCUGUCAAUUUACUGUUGGAACAUGGCUCUCCUCACGACCUGCGUACUUUAGACAAGAACACGCCUCUGACCCUGGCAGCUCAAAGAAAACAUCCUGACAUCAUCGAUCGUCUGCUGCCAUUAAACUGUGACCUAAAUAACAAGGAUAGAGAUUUGGAUACCGCUCUCCAUUACGCCGCAAUGAAUGACGAUUGUAGCACUAUACGACGUUUAUUACGUCACGGUGCUGAUCCGGAUGUGCAGAAUCGCGUGUGUUCUACGCCAUUGUGGAACGCCGUUCACGCGGGGUCAGUUGAAAUAGUAAAAAUUCUCUUGAAACAUAAUGUUACUUUAGAAGUUGCUUCUGUUGGACUUCAUCCGUAUGACAACGAUGAGGUAUUGUAUUCAGAACCAAAAACUCCCAUGCAAAUCAUCGGUGAGAAAUGUUUGAUUGAGUUGGGCAGGAUGUUGAUUGAAUCGGGAUACAAUAUGGCGAAGGAAAGCUGGCUGUUAGAUUCAAUGGUUAUACCAAAAGGACUGGAAUCCAACGAAGCCUUCCGACAGUAUCUGAUUGAAGCCUACAGUACACCCCAGUCUUUGUUACUCCAGAGUAGAAAUUUCUUCAGAAAAUUGUUCGGUAAACACGUGACCGUAAAAACUGAAGCCCUAAAUAUUCCUGUUCCUCUUAAAUCCUAUAUAACGCUGAAACAUUUGUGAGCGUAUUGUGACGUAGGAAUUUGUCUUUUUAUACACCCACAUGGAAAUGUAGUCGUCUAUUGCUGUCGCCCCCGUCGGUCCGUCUGUCGGUCGGCCGGUCCGUCCGUCGUCCAAAAUUUCUUGUGAACACACUAUAGACGACAUUCAUCAUCUGAUUGCUUUGAAAUUAUUUACAUGAGUGAGAUGACGAAGCCAAUUUAAUUUCAAUAGUUUACGUUAAUUUCUUCUGAAUUAUGACGUUCGAUCCCUGCAUUGGCCGAGAAUGUUCAUCCAGAUAUUCCGGCGUGGUUCUCCCUUGUCAGUGAUGCAGGACGGAGGGGCUGACAAGGAAAACUGUCUAGUCGUUCGGAUGGGACGAAAACCCGAGGUCCCGUUUAGACAUUGGCGUGCACGUAAAAGAUCCCUUGACAGUUGGAAUUCGAUAUAAAAGUAGGCCGUAGUGCCGCUGUCCGGGCAAAAUUUCCCUCAUAGCACACUGUAUGGCGUAUGCCCGUCUUCAUUAGCCCAGUUCGGAGCAAAACAGUUGAACGUCAAACCCCUUUUCAUUUCAUUUGGAAUUAUCGCCCUUGUUUAAAUUUGAUGCUCCUUGUGGAUGCUCUAACUAACGACACAAGUUAUCAUUGGAGAUGUAUGAAAUCUAUAUGCAUCAUUUAAUUUAGUGAAGUGAAAUGAAGGAACCUGUAGAAUUUCAGCAAUUGCUGUUAAUUAUGCCAAGGGUUAUGGCCCUUGUGUCACUUUGUAAACGCUCUACCGACAAAAGUUAUCUUCCGAUCAGUAUGGAAUUUAUAUGCAUCAUUUAAAUUAGUAAAACGAAGACGCCUAUUGAAUUUCAGCAAUUUCCGUUAAUUACUUCUAGAGCUGUUAUAGUAUACAGAUAUUACGUUCUGAUCUUUAGUCAUACAUGUCUUAUCAAAUCUCACCGAAAAGUCCUUUUUCCUGCACAGUUCAUUCACAUUAUAAUUAUUAAACAUUUAAUGGUUUUCAAGAUCUCUUAUUUAACUUUUAUAUAGUUAGAGUCGAAACAUUAAUUGCGGUUUCCUGCAAUGUUAUGUUCAGACCAAGUUUAGAAAGUUACUUAACACUGAUGAUAAGGGUUAGUCGCGUUAGGGUAUAUAUGGGAGUGAGUCCCGUCUCUCUUUACUCACUCACACUGUAUAUACCAGCACCCGAAAUAAACGUCAGUGUUCCUAAAAGUAUUAUUUUCCUCUAGGUAAGUCUAAACUACACUAUGUCUAUUUUGAUAUUUUAAUUGUCUUAUUGUAAUAUUUUAAUUGUCUUAUAUUUUAUGUAUAUUACUACAUAUUGAGGAGCGUACGCCCGUCUUCAUUAGCCCAGGUUAGGAGCAGAAAAGUAGGACGUUAAACUUCAUUUCAUUUCAUUUCAUUUUACAUAUUGAGGAGCAAAUAGAAUAGCCUCUAAUAAUGAGCAUACAAUGUUGGUACAUUUGAAAGACCACAUAAUUAGAGUAUGCGUUAAUAAUGAAAUCUUUGUUUCGUUAAUAAUAUCCACGAGCGUAUUGAGUGACAUAUAAACGAUGUACAAUGUUCAAAGUAGAACUCUACAUCUCACCCAGCUCUAAUGGAUUAUAUAGAUUACAUCUAGAAUUAAUAAUGUAAAUAUUCUGCAAAUAUUACACGCACGCAUGCAUGCUCCAUAUAAAGGACAUCGCAUGCACAUGCGCUACGUAUGGUAUCCUUAACGUUCACUUUAUUACAUAAAGUACGUUAGCUUUAUUACAUAAAGCAUAAAAAUAUAUAAUGAUAUAUCAGUCGACAUUUUAUAUUUCUUAUUGUUAUAGUAAUAUGUAUUUUGUAUUUUCUUUAUUCAUUAUUAUGCAUUUAAUAUUAUUAUAAGACUCACUCACAUUGUAUAUACCAGCACCCGAAAUAAACGUCAGUCUUCCUAAAAAUAUUAUUUUCCUCUAGUUUGUAGACGCUCCAGUACCACGGUCACCCCCUAACGACAAAGCCUCGUCGUAUAUUUAGUAUUGCUGUGGGACAAGGGUUUCCAGUUGCACAUUAUCGGAAGACGCCCCUAGGCUAUACAAUCUUCCCGAGGCGCAUUAUUUCCAACGGAUUAUCAAGGUAUCCUCGAGUAAGGACGAUAGAUAAUCGGAGAUAAGGAAAGAACCCGUUCCCAGAGCUAUGACCCUUGUUUCACUUUCAAUUAGUGAAACGAAGCAACACACUGAAAAGAAACAAUUUAUAAUAUUUAAGCAUUCAUUCUGUCAAAGACAUCUCUAGAGAAGAGAGGGCAUACUGAAUUUCAGAUCCAAGAGGAGAAUACAUACAAAUAUU
Messenger RNA from Patella vulgata (common limpet), 4173 nucleotides. RefSeq names its product ankyrin repeat domain-containing protein 50. The transcript has 5 exons. Gene Ontology annotation, molecular function: protein binding. The record is from RefSeq and is a predicted model, not a curated record. The coding region runs from base 104 to 1876 and encodes 590 amino acids. NCBI's taxonomy places the organism in Eukaryota, Metazoa, Mollusca, Gastropoda, Patellidae.